AUAUAUAUAUAUAUAUAUAUAUAUAUAUAUAUAUAUAUAUAUAUAUAUAUAUAUAUAUAUAUAUAUACAUAUAGAUACAUAUAUUUGUAUUAAAUACAGCGUCAACAAGCAUCCGUAUUCUGUUUGAAAGUCAGAGCUGUGUUAAUGGUACCAAAUUAAUCGUAAAUUUCGAGAAUGUGCGCUUACAGGCGGAACCAUUAACGUCACACACGGUGAACUUGAACGAUAUCGUUAUAACUUCUCGACUCGUCGACUAGGUCGACGGCGAGGAGCACGAUUUGCUUCGCCUAAGUUCUACCUUUUAUCUUAAGUGUCUUAUUGCCGUGAAAAAUUUUGUUAAAAAAACAAAGAGAAAUAUACAUUAUUUGUGUAAUGAAGUGUUACAGCGAGUGAUUUUGCAUUUCGAUACGACUAUUCGCAGGUUCCCGCCGAACUGUAUGCCGAAAGCUAACGUGGCGUCAAGUUGUGACAACUACUUUUAAUAAAAUAAAUAAGAUGAAGAGACUUACGACUAUUAUAAUAAUAAUAAUAAUAAAAGUAAUAAUGAAACAUGCAACGAUUAUGAGCACAAAACUGAUGAAAGUUUACUGGAGCUACUAUUAAUCCUUAUCCAGACGAGCCCUUUUUUCUCUGUCUCUUGUCGAUUGAAAGAAUGAAUGAUUUCCGUAGAAAUGACAUUGAUGAUAUAAUGGAAAACCUGUGACGAGUGCAAGUGUUUCUGAGAUGUAUCAGAGAAUCAUGAGCAAAAUAAAUAAACGCAACAGUUUUGUUUACGAAAGUAAAAUCACUCGAAUGUUAAUUUUGUCGGAUAAGAAUCGGCGGUACUUGUAAGCGUGCGUGUAGAUAAUUCUUAUCGCUGACAAGACGGAAACGUCUGUGAGACACUUGAUGCCCGGAAGAUAUCCGAGAGCAUUCCCUAAACCGAUAGCAAGCCGUGCAAGUCCUAACAUUCGAAUUAACUGUGUUUGUCACUCAAUUGGCACACAACAAUAACCCUGUCCUAUCAUGCAAAAUAUUAGGUUGGUGCAAGAACGUUUGUCAUUUUUCUGUUAAAUUGUCGUGGAAGAGAUUUUAUUGUAUUUUGUAGGAGAAAUGGAAAGUUCUCAUUUGAUGUCUGAAAAAAUAUCGAAUCAAUGUUGUUAAUUUUAUAUUCGUAAAAAUGACGAAUUCUUCGAAACUGGACGAUUUCGUUUUCUAUCCACUUGAUGAUCCAGAUACGAUGAGCCUUCUGUGCCAACCUAAUAGAAGAGAGUCGGAACAGGCAACAACACACUGUUGGACGCCGCGAGCUCGACAUGGCUGCUCUAGUGUCUUGUAGGGCGAUUCACUAGAUGUAUGUAAAGUCACCAGAGCGGCGCGGCGUCGACGACAGGUGUCUCGGGUCCUGCCAUACAGGUGUUCAGUCGGCCAGUGGUGGUCAGAGCGGCGCGCAUUCGUGCGUGCGUGCGUGCAUGCUUGCGUGCGUGCGGGCGUGCGUGCGUGCAUGCGUGCAUGCGUGCAUGCGUGCUCCAUUUCGUUCUGUGGCAUCCGCGACGGGCGCGCGAACGAGGAAAUCUCCUCUCUUUCGCGAGUGUUUGUUCUACGUUCCGCGGGAAAGAAACGUAUUUUUUCUAUCCACAAGAGGGAGAGAGAAAGAGAGAGUUACGAGUAGCGUGCCGAGUGACGAGAAGCGCGACGCGUAUGCUCGUCGGAGCUCUGAAUAAUGACUCGGCCGAGGCGCAAAGUCAUCGACUCGGGAAUACCGAGAAGGGAGAGACUGUUCCGUCGCUUUCGGACAAAAGUUGAAUUUUCACACGCGCGAACGAUCCACGGUGAUCCACACGCAGGCAGGACCGAUCGGAACAUGAAUUCGUAGUGGUGUAUAGUGGGAUAUUAUGCUAAUUGGCUUUACGGUCAGGAUGCGGGAGGAAGAGCUCGAGAUAUCACUCAAGGUGGUGAUAGUAGGCAACGGCGCCGUGGGGAAGUCGUCGAUGAUCCAAAGAUUCUGCAAAGGCACAUACACGAGGGAUUACAAGAAGACGAUCGGCGUCGACUUCCUGGAGCGUGAGAUCGAAGUCGACGGCGAGGAUGUAAGACUGAUGCUGUGGGACACAGCGGGACAGGAGGAAUUCGAUGCUAUUACAGCGGCUUAUUAUCGCGGCGCUCACGCCUGCGUCCUCGCUUAUUCGGCCACCGAUAGAGAUUCUUUCGACGCGAUUCCGACGUGGAAACUCAAGGUGGAGAACGAGUGCGGAGAGAUUCCCACGGUACUGGUGCAAAAUAAGAUCGACCUUGUCGACCAAUGCGUGAUCGAUCCGGACGAGGCCGAAAGGCUCGGCCGUGCUUUAGGCUGCAAACUCCUGCGGACGUCCGUGAAGGAGGACAUUGGCGUGAUGAGUGUCUUCCGACACUUAGCGUCGCGAUGUCUGCACGAGAUGCGCCGCUCUGACGACGAUUAUCAGGACGACCUGCGACUGUACUCCUCGGAGCCUAGGUCCCCUGCAGUCAUCAGUGCGUUUAAUCCGGACGGCUCGAUGUGCGGCCGCAACGCCGGCAAUGGCACGAUAAUUUUGCGACCGGGCGGCAAGACGAAGAGCCAUAAGAAGCGGAACUUCGUGAAGAACGCCUGUAGACUCUUGUAGCGAUUUCUCUCGCGUAACGUUACGCACGAUAACGUUACACGUCGUUAUGUGCGAGGGGCUCGCGCGUGUUGGUGGUGUAAUACGGUGUCUCGUACGCGUGAUAGUUGUAAAUAUACAUUGGUUUAUUUCGUAUGCGUAAGAACGAUGAUUUUACAGUGCCCAACUAAAGUGCGAGCUGGUCGAGUUUCCAGAAUGGAACGGCUAGGACGGUCACGUAAGAGCGCGUAGUGCUACAUCGUUUAACAUCGGGGACUCGUUAAUUUAUACGCAAUAGAGUUAAUAUACUCGUAAUAUUAACCAAAUGGUUUGUAGAUGAUAAGCUAAUCCACGAGAGAGAUUAACAUCGCAUGUUAACUAUGUGAUCGUUCAUACUCACGUCUGUGAACGGAAACAGUUGGCAGAGAGUGCGGUUUGACGCGCAGUUUUGUAAAUACUUCGCUGUGUCGAUUACUGAAUUGCCGUUUUCUCUCUUAAUUUUCUUAGAAAAAUACGUUCUCUUUUUUGUUUUCAACGCUCCCGUCACACAUUACAGAAUUAGUUGUACGGUAUGGAUUGUAACGCUAGCAUUAACAGUACAACAAUAAUGACGAUCAUACACUAAUAAUUAUAAUAUAAUAACAGUUAUUCACAAAGCAACAUGUCGAGAUCGAUCAAGCUCCCUCAUUGUAUGAUCGUGACGAGAGGAAAGUGUCAACGCGACUUUAAGCGUGAAGAUUCAAGCCGAAAUCGAGUGAAAUGGAAGUGCAUCCCGAACACAUGUAAGUUAGCAGUACAAAUCACGAUUUUGGCGCAAAACGUUAUUACAGCAGAUGACUUAAAGUCUAUCGUAUGUCGUAUUUUUAUUGUAUCAUUACAGAACACAAUGAUUCUUUGUACAUUUUGCUAGAAACAAAAUAAAUCUCUGACACUAA
Messenger RNA from Odontomachus brunneus, 3532 nucleotides. RefSeq names its product ras-related protein Rab-23 (gene Rab23). The record is from RefSeq and is a predicted model, not a curated record. Gene Ontology annotation, molecular function: GTPase activity; GTP binding. The transcript is spliced from 7 exons. NCBI's taxonomy places the organism in Eukaryota, Metazoa, Arthropoda, Insecta, Hymenoptera, Formicidae. The coding region runs from base 1875 to 2621 and encodes 248 amino acids.